Racocetra persica is the source of this 307-nucleotide messenger RNA. The record is from the annotation of a GenBank genome assembly. NCBI's taxonomy places the organism in Eukaryota, Fungi, Glomeromycota, Glomeromycetes, Diversisporales, Gigasporaceae.
AUUCACAUAAAGAAAAUAAUGAUUGUCAAAAUUCACUUGAAGAAAAUGAUGAUCGUCAAGAUUCACUUGAAGAAAAUAAUAAUCCUGAUGAUUAUUUUUCUAAUGAAGAACUCUCUAAACCAAAAUGUUCAAAAUUUACAAAUAAAAUUAAGCUCAAUAAUACAAAGUCUGAAGUCAUUGUAAUUAGUGAUUCUGAAUCAGAUAUUACUAUCUGUGAAAAAGAAAAACAGCAAAUGUAUGAAUAUUCUAUUAAAUCACAAGAAAAUAAACUCGACCUUCUUUUGAAAAGCAUGAAAAAAUUUGACAA